Urocitellus parryii (Arctic ground squirrel) is the source of this 1824-nucleotide messenger RNA. It is a transcript of the gene Prss56, whose product is annotated as serine protease 56. The record is from RefSeq and is a predicted model, not a curated record. Gene Ontology annotation, biological process: proteolysis. NCBI's taxonomy places the organism in Eukaryota, Metazoa, Chordata, Mammalia, Rodentia, Sciuridae. Gene Ontology annotation, molecular function: serine-type endopeptidase activity.
AUGCUGCUGGCUGCGCUGCUGCUGCUGCUGCUACCGCCCCGCCCAGACCCCUGGUCUGCCUAUGGGCACCCACUGUACAUGCGCCUGCCCCCCAGCACCCUGCAAGUUCUGUCAGCCCAGGGGACCCAGGCACUGCAGGCUGCCCAGAGGAAUGCCCAGUGGGCAGUGAAGCGGGUGGAGAUGGAGAUUCAGCACAGACUGCACACCUGCAGAGGACCUGGACACCCCAGGCCUCAAGCACCCCUCCUCCAGGACCCACCUGAACCAGGGUCAUGUGGUGAAAGGAGCCCUGGAGCUGCCAACGUGACGCGGGCUCAUGGACGCAUAGUGGGGGGCAGCGCGGCUCCCCCCGGGGCCUGGCCCUGGCUAGUGAGGUUGCAACUCGGCGGGCAGCCUCUGUGCGGCGGUGUCCUAGUGGCAGCGUCUUGGGUGCUCACAGCGGCGCAUUGCUUUGUGGGCGCUUCGAAUGAGCUUCUCUGGACUGUGGUGCUGGCUGAGGGGCCCCUGGGGGAGCAAGCCCAGGAGGUGCCAGUGAACCGCAUCUUGCCCCACCCCAAGUUUGACCCGCAGACCUUCCACAAUGACCUGGCCCUGGUUCAGUUGUGGACACCAGUGAACCCCGCGGGUCCCGCGCGCCCCGUGUGCCUACCCCAGGGGUCCCGGGAGCCCCCAGCCGGCACCGCUUGCGCCAUUGCAGGCUGGGGAGCCCUCUUCGAAGACGGGCCUGAAGCUGAGGCCGUGAGGGAGGCGCGUGUCCCCCUGCUCAGCGCAGACACUUGCCAAAGGGCUCUGGGUCCUGGGCUGCGCCCCAGCACCAUGCUCUGUGCCGGUUACCUGGCCGGGGGCAUCGACUCAUGCCAGGGUGACUCUGGAGGGCCCCUAACCUGUUCGGAGCCUGGCCCCCACCCCAGGGAGGUACUCUUUGGAGUCACCUCCUGGGGAGAUGGCUGCGGGGAGCCAGGGAAACCUGGGGUCUACACCCGUGUGGCUGUGUUCAAAGACUGGCUCCUGGAGCAGAUGAGCGCGGCUUCCUCCACUCGUGAGCCCAGCUGCAGGGAGCUUCUGACCUGGGACCCGUCKGAGGAGCGACUGGCAGACGCCGCUCGGCUCUGUGCCUUCUACGCCCGGCUGUGCCCGGGAUCCGACGGCGCCUGUGCGCGCUUGGCUCACCAGCAGUGCCUUCAACGCCGACGGCGAUGCGAGCUGCGCUCUCUGGCGCAUACGCUGCUGGGCCUGCUGCGGGGCGCCCAGGAUCUGCUGCGCCCUGGGCUGCGGCGUCUGACCCCCGCCCUGGCUCUCCCGGCUCUGUGGCUCCGGCGGCCUCCGCGGCACCCCGUCCUCGAGCAGCGGCUACACUCAGGAUCCAGGGCUACGGGAGUGUGGUUCCAGAAGCCGAGGCCAGAGCAGCGCGGGGCGACGAACAGCUGCCCUGGGCUGGAGCCCCUGAGACAGAAGUUGGCUGCCCUUCAGGGGGCUCAUGCCUGGAUCCUGCAGGUCCCCUCAGAGCACCUGGCCAUGAACUUUCACGAGGUGCUGGCAGAUCUGGGCUCCAAGACACUGACUGGGCUCUUCAGAGCCUGGGUGCGGGCAGGCCUGGGAGGCCGGCGCGUGGUCUUCAGUGGCCUGGUGGGCCUAGAGCGGGCCACACUGGCUCGAAGCCUCCCCAGGCUAUUGGUAGAGGCCCUGCAGGCCUUCCGCCUGGCUGCCCUGGCAGAGGGAGAGCCCGAGGAGCCCCAGAUGGGUGUGAGGCCGGACCCAGGGCUGGGGAGGAAGGAACAGCACACACUCCACCCUCAGGUUCCCCCUGCCAGGCAGCCGUGGUGA